GGCUGCUUUUUUCUUCAUAUUAAAAUAAUGAAGAAGAAUUCCCCGCAAAAACACAUUAUUUGGCACGAAAUUCGACAUUUUCAAGUGUGGUAAAAAUAUUGUUGUUUACGCUUCAAAUAAAAAACUUAUACUGACGUUUGUGCCUUACGACAGUAGCUCUCCAAUGAAUGUUUGGAAAUGUGGAUCGAUGGAAUAAUAAUCAAGUUACGCCAUCUGUUGUAAAACCGCACGAACUUAUAAAUAGACCUAUUAUAAAAAUAAUUUUAAUUUUAAAGCUUCUUUUUUAUUGAGUUUGGGAAACUCAGAAAGUUAAAAGAUAUAUACAUUUUUUAUAAAGCUUCAAUAAUUUCAUCAAGUUCAUCAUACUCCUCGCAUAAAAAAGGAUACUUCCUAUUACGUUAAGUUUUAAUAACCAGAAAAUCAUAAUAAAUUAAUAUAAACAAAAGUUGAGGAAGCCAAAAAAGCUUAUUCAACUGCAAAUACAAUUGAAUGACUAUAACCGCGUUGGUGUGAAAAGUCUACUGAGGCGAAAAAUAUAUAACAAGCAAAAAAUAUGUAGGUGCACAUCGAAAACCAAAUUAUAAACAAAUGAAUGGAUGAGAAUUUAAGUGAAAAGCGCUCACGCGCGAAUGAACGACACGCCAACACAGCUACGCUUGGCUAAUUGCCCGCGGUUAGGUUUAGCAUACCGCAAGCGUAUCCAACUUUCUAGUAAUGCGCCCCAAACACCUCUCUCUCUCACCCGCUCUGCCAACAAAAUGUCACUCAAAAUGCUUUAAAACGGCAUAGCCGUGUGAAUUAUUCGUAGAGAAACCAAAAAAGUCGCGACGACGAAGAAACAAAAUCAAAGAAAAUUGCAAAAUAAAUGAAUUGAGAGAGCCAACAACGUUUGUAUAGAAAAGAAACGGUGUAUAAAAAAAAACACACACUCAUGCACAAAUUAACUUGAAUGCCAAAUAGAAAUCAAACAUUCCUUUUGACCAACCAAAACAAAAGAAAAAAAGAAAAAAAAAAAACAACAGAAAAUAGUGAAAAAUAAAAAUAAAUACAAAAAACAACUAAGCAAAGGCACUCUUAUACACCGUCUACGCACACACACACACACCCACAACCACACACAUACUAGCCAACACAAUGCUGCGUAGUUGUGUGUGUUUGGGUCGUGGCGCGAAACGACGCAGCUCCUCGCUAGAGGAUACCUCAUCGUGCCGGUCAUCAGAAAUUGAACGUGUCGCCAAACGUAUGGAGACUAUGACCGUCUACACGAAAACCACAUCGACAUCAAAAACGACAACCACAACAACAAGCAAACUGCAGCAGCAACAGCUGCAGCAAAGCAGCGGUAGCGGGCGCAGCACCACUUCCAGUCUAUUGCAGUUCUUCCAAUCGAAAACGUGGUACCGGCAUUGGCGUAAAACGGAACGUUCGAUGAGCAUGUCAAAGACCGAAAGAACUUUGCGAGCAGCUUUGCUGAUUCAGCGUUGGUAUCGACGCUACAGGGCGCGCAUGGAGGUGCGUCGUCGCUACACAUGGAACAUAUUUACUAAUCUGGAAUAUGCCGGUGAAAAUGAUCAAGUUGAGUUAUACAACUUCUUCAAUGCACUACUUACACACAUUCCCGAAGCUGCUGCUGCCCAGCGUCCAUCAAUACAAAAGGACCCGGAGAUCUCAUUAGAUUUCAGUGAGGAUGGCCAAUAUCGGUCGGAUAAAAAUUACGAGGGACCACAUUUGAAAUUUCCCUUAACGAAGAAGGAUGUAGUAACACUAAUUGAUUUGUUUCGCAAGAAAAAGUCGGAGCGUCUACUAGCCAAAUAUGUGGGCAGUAUUCUAAAAGAGGCUGCAUUUAAAUUGAAACGACUUCCAAAUCUUAAUCAAGCAUCAACGGCGAUAUCCAAACAGGUUACCAUAAUUGGAGAUUUGCAUGGCAAACUUGAUGAUCUCUUGGUGAUUUUCUAUAAGAAUGGUCUUCCUUCGGUCGAAAAUCCUUAUGUCUUCAAUGGUGAUUUCGUCGAUCGAGGUAAAAAGGGGCUUGAGGUCUUCCUACUCCUGCUUUCCUGCUUCCUUGCCUUUCCUGGUGCGGUGCAUUUGAAUCGCGGCAAUCAUGAGGAUUCAGUAAUGAAUGCGCGUUACGGUUUCAUACGCGAGGUGCAACAAAAGUAUCGUCGCAAUUCUGAGAAAUUGAUGAUAAUGAUUGAUGAGGUUUACCGUUGGUUACCGCUGGGAACUAUCCUCAACAAUCGAGUGCUGAUUGUGCAUGGCGGCAUAUCGGACACUACGGAUUUGGAUAUGAUAAAAAGUAUCGACCGUGGCAAGUAUGUCUCUAUUUUGCGACCACCCAUCGAGAUGGCGGGCGAGGAUGGCGUCGAUAAGACCGAAUGGAAACAGGUUUUCGAUAUAAUGUGGAGUGACCCUCAGAUGACCGACGGUUGCCAGCCAAACGCAUUGCGUGGUGCUGGCACGUAUUUCGGACCCGAUGUAACAAAAACUUUCCUUACAAAAUACAAGCUACAAUUCCUGGUGCGAUCACACGAAUGCAAACCGGAUGGAUAUGAAUUCGCACACAAUGGACAGCUCGUCACAAUUUUCUCCGCAUCCAACUACUACGCUGUCGGCUCAAAUAAAGGUGCUUAUUUAAAGGUCGGCCCACAAUUGGACACACAAUUCGUGCAGUAUGUGUCGGCGGCGUCAAAGACGGACAAACUAUCGUUCCGGCAACGUAUGAGCAUUAUCGAAAGCUCAGCGUUACGUGAAUUAGGAGGCAGAUUGCACACCCGACGUGAACAACUCGAAAAGGAGUUUUCGAAACUCGACCCUAAGAAUACCGGCGUCAUAACGGUCAGCCAGUGGUCGGAUGCAAUGGAGCGAGUGACGCAGAUGUCUUUGCCAUGGCGUUUGAUGCGCGAUAGAUUGUCACCACAACUUCCAGGAAGCGAUCCAAAUCUCGUUAAUUAUUUCACUACUUUGGAGCUGCUCGACACAGAUGUUAUUAUUGAAGAAGCGGAGUCCUCACCUAGUGUUACCGAUGCCCUAUACAAAAAUAAGUCCAGCUUAAUAGCAAUAUUUCACAUACUGGACAAGGAUCAUUCGGGGCAGAUAUCAUUAGAUGAGUUUGGUGAUGCCGUAGAUUUGCUACGAAAAUAUAUGCCUACAGCUGGCACCAAGAAGGAAUUGAUGCAUAUGUGUGAAAUGAUGGAUAUCAAUAAAGAUGGCUUUGUGGAUCUUAAUGAGUUUCUGGAGGCGUUUCGUCUUAGCGAUCAAGCGCGCAAAGAUGCGCAACCUACAAAACCAAAGGGGCGAACUCACAAUACAUUGCGUGUUGCUGAACUUGCAGAAACUUUGACGCUUCAUAAGAUUGAAGAUACCGAAGUCGAUAUCGACCCUAGGGAUCAUGUGUCAACCACACACCCUGACAAAAAAUAAGCCACACUAGGCGACUACUAAUACUUUCACAUUCAUAAAGAGUUUUCGUUUUUUAAAUUAACUAACCGUAGUUUAACAGCAAUAGUUGUAAAAAUAAAAUUAAUUGAAAUUCCUUAAAAGAAGAAGUAACUGCUAGUUUAUAUGAAAUAUACAUAAUUAUAUUAUAUAAUAUUGAUAUAUUUUAAUACAUAAAAUAUUUGAUUUAGCUAAGCAACAGCCAAAAAAUUGCUCAUGCGUCGCUGGUUCUAUGCAAUCACAAAAUAACUCAACAUUUCAUGUAUUUCAAUUAAAUAGCAAAUUAAGUUCAUAAAUAUCUAUAAUUUUCUGUUAAGCAUCGAAAUAUGUUUAUUUGUUACCAAUACGACGUGGUGGCAAUUUUUCUAAGACUAUUGACUAUUGCUAAAUUAUGAAACGCCAAAACUUGAAUUGGCUCCACCAAAAAUUAUUAAAAUUCGAGUUGUACCGUUAUUGCACAGAACCAUCGAAAUAUUGAGCGCAUGAUGCGAUAUUUGAUCUUCUUCAGUUACUAAACUUGUAUAUUUUAGAAUUUGUAAUUAAUAUAUUUAUUAAGGAAAGCUGCUUGCUUCAUGCAAUAGAUUCUUACUCCGUCCAACUGCUAUAUAUAAGUACUCUGUAUAACUCAUUUGUUAGCUAAGGAAUUGUUUUAAAAUAUAUCCAAUUUAUUAAUGAAUAAUAUAUGCAUAUAGUUUAUUUCCUUUUUUUAUAAUAGCUUUGCGGCUCUAAGUCAAAAUAUGUCAUUUUGAAACUAAUUUCAGCUUAUAAAUAAAAUAUUAAAAUGCCUCAAUUACUAGACUAAACUAAUUUACAUAGAAAAAUUAUUAAUACAAAUACCGUACAUAUUAAUAUAUAUUAUAAAAUAUUUGUUGAUUAGGAAUAAUAAUUUACAAAAAUAUUAUAUAUUUAGUAAAGCUAGCUUUUGCAAACGUAGUGAUCUCAAAUUGGUCCGUUUGCAAUAGAACUCCCAUUAAUCAAUUCUAAUUGGUGAAGGCGAACUUCACUCUGAAUUCCUCUUUGCUGUUCAGUGCUCUGGUCGCUCUCACAACAGUCGACUCACACUUGCAUAGCAACUGCAUGAGAUGCGCUAGAGUUAUUUAUGCUUAACUUGUACAGAGGCGUGCAUGAUGGUUUUCUUUAAUAUAUGCAAUGACUGCAAUACUGACAAUUUGACUCGAAUGAUUUUUUUAAUUUUUUGUUUUUUCAAUUAUUUUCAUUUUUAAUCAGAGCAAAUUCUCAAACUCUAUACACAAUGUAGAGAAAUUCUACAAUACAAACUUCCAUCAAAAUGUUUAAACUUUUUAAUCUGAUAUUUAAUUUAAAAUCAAUUUUUUUAUUAUUUUAUAAGAGAUAACAUAGUUUAAAGUUUGAUUUAUAUGACUUUGCCUAAAGAAUAAACAAUAAUAGAUAUAAAAAAUUUCGAAUGGAUUGGUGCGUGACUAGGAUUCGGAAGUAAACAGGUUCUAACCCAAGUAAUAGUUGUUUCUAAUAGUGGUCGCAUCUCAACGGACAAUGAUAAAUCUCCGGGUAUUUCAGCGCCUCAUGAAAAACCAUUUGCCGUUCUGAGUCAGCUAAAACAUCAGUACAAAAACUAAAAAUUUGCCAUUAGCGCUGAAAUACGGUCAAUUGAAAUAAACAUUUUGGUUGAUUAUUUGAUUUUAAUAUCCAUAACUUUGUUCAAGCAAGAUGUGGCACAGAUUGUAAAUGUUCAACUAAGUAAAAUCAUAAGUUCUGACACAUGACGCAUAUUAUUUUUAUUUCAUAGCAAAAAUAUUAUCGAUUUAUCAAAUGCCAAAAAUUAGAUGAACCACCCUGAGCUGCACACAAUAAAAUUUUGUGUAACCCGGUUAUGUAAAAUUAAUCGGCCAGCAGCAAAUGGCUGAACUCCUCGCUUAAACUCGUUACAUGCAUUUUUUAGUGAACCCAAAAUAAAACAAAAAAUUUAAAAGCAAAACGCUUUACAGUGCAAUUUUUAGCCCUGGUAAUUUUCGGAUUUUAGGAAAAAUUCUGUUAGUAAGGAUUAAUCAUAUUUAAUAACUUGCUUGAGAAUUAU
This is a messenger RNA of Anastrepha ludens (Mexican fruit fly), 5488 nucleotides long. It is a transcript of the gene rdgC, whose product is annotated as serine/threonine-protein phosphatase rdgC. The transcript is spliced from 14 exons. NCBI's taxonomy places the organism in Eukaryota, Metazoa, Arthropoda, Insecta, Diptera, Tephritidae. Gene Ontology annotation, molecular function: iron ion binding; protein binding; protein serine/threonine phosphatase activity. Gene Ontology annotation, cellular component: nucleus; cytosol. Gene Ontology annotation, biological process: detection of stimulus involved in sensory perception. The coding region runs from base 1135 to 3420 and encodes 761 amino acids. The record is from RefSeq and is a predicted model, not a curated record.